Molecule: messenger RNA, 423 nt
Organism: Fasciola hepatica (liver fluke)
Lineage: Eukaryota; Metazoa; Platyhelminthes; Trematoda; Plagiorchiida; Fasciolidae
Source: the annotation of a GenBank genome assembly
UUGAUACGUUCACCCCUGUCCACUUUGGAAAAUUGUUCUCACUUUUCUUCGAGCAACAUCCUAAUAAAGACAAAAGACAGUGCGGUUCGCACUAUUGUUGCUGUCGAUGGAGAUAGUGUAGGCGCAGACGAUCUGGAUGUUCAUGAUGAUGCUGAUGCUAAUUGUGAUGAAACAGGUGACAUCGAUGAUGAAGCUGAUGGCAAUGAUGAUGAUAAACAUGAUGUCGACGGUUGUUGUGACGAUCAUGAUGACGAUCGUGAGGUUAGUGAUAAAGAUAAUGAUGAUGAUUCGAGUGAAUAUCAUAGUGAUGAUGAAGACGAAGAAGAUGAUGACCAUGACCCGGAUGAUGAUGGUGAGGGUGAUAAUGAUGAACAUGAUGAUGAUCGUGAUGAUGAAGAAAAAAAUGAGGAUGAGGAUGACUGA